ACGGACGGAGAGGAGGAGGGCCGGCCCGAGCGUCGGCCGCUUCCCCAGCCCGGGGCCCUGGGUCCCGCGCCAGAAUACAGUCGCUUUGAAUCCAAAAUCCACGACUUGCGAGAGCAAAUGAUGAGCAGUAGCAUGAGCUCGGGGUCUGGCUCCCUUCGCACCAGUGAGAAGAGGUCUCUCUACGUCCGGGCUUUGUUUGAUUAUGACCGGACCCGGGACAGCUGUCUGCCAAGCCAGGGGCUCAGCUUCUCUUAUGGUGACAUUCUGCAUGUCAUUAAUGCUUCUGAUGAUGAGUGGUGGCAGGCCAGACUGGUCACCCCCCACGGAGAGAGUGAACAAAUUGGCGUGAUCCCUAGCAAGAAGAGGGUGGAAAAGAAAGAACGAGCCCGAUUAAAAACCGUCAAGUUCCACGCCAGGACAGGGAUGAUUGAGGCUAACAGGUCGAUCAAAACGAAACGUAAAAAGAGUUUUCGCCUCUCUCGAAAGUUUCCAUUUUACAAGAGCAAAGAGAACGUGACCCAGGAGAGCAACGGACAGGAACAGCAUUGGCGUUUGGGGACUGUGCCGUGUGACCUCUCAGUGGUGUGUUCUCAAUUGGAGUCUCUUUCUGGUUGGCUUGCAGAGGGCGUGACAUCCCACACCAGUGACAGCGAAAGCAGUUCCAAAGGACAGGAGGACACAAUUUUAUCCUAUGAGCCAGUGACACGGCAAGAAAUUCAUUACGCGAGGCCAGUGAUCAUCCUGGGCCCCAUGAAGGACCGAGUCAACGACGACCUGAUUUCUGAGUUCCCACAUAAAUUUGGAUCCUGCGUACCACACACCACUCGGCCUCGAAGAGAAAAUGAGGUGGACGGUCAGGACUAUCACUUUGUGGCGUCCCGGGAGCAGAUGGAAAAAGACAUCCAGGAGAACAAGUUCAUAGAAGCGGGGCAGUUCAACGACAAUCUCUACGGCACCAGCAUUCAGUCAGUCCGAGCUGUGGCGGAGAGGGGGAAGCACUGCAUCUUAGAUGUGUCUGGCAAUGCCAUCAAGCGGCUGCAGCAAGCCCAGCUUUACCCCGUUGCUGUUUUCAUCAAGCCCAAGUCUGUGGAAGCCCUCGUGGAAAUGAACCGAAGACAGACGUAUGAACAAGCAAACAAGAUCUUUGACAAGGCCAUGAAGCUCGAGCAGGAGUUUGGCGAGUAUUUCACAGCCAUCGUACAGGGCGACUCACUGGAGGAAAUUUAUAACAAAAUCAAACAGAUUAUCGAGGACCAGUCUGGGCACUACAUUUGGGUCCCAUCCCCCGAAAAACUCUGAAGACCAUCGCCGCCCCUCGCCUCCUCCCAGCCCUUCCCCCCAAACCAUUGUGAGCAAAGCCCAAGCCCCCUCCUUCCUCCUCCUUCCUGUCCCUCCGGGGAGAACAAAUGACUACUGUUCCUGUCCCCUUUUUUAGAUCUGUUGCAAAAUUGAGUUUUCUAGUCCUGUUUCUUUUUGUUGGGAUGAUGUCAUCUCGCUCAUCACGUGACUGUGCCCAUUCCUGCAUGGACCUUCCCAGGAGCAGCUCAGGCGCCACUCCAUCAGGCAUUGUUUUUCUUUACAAACCAAGCAGCAGAGAAGAAGGCUGAUGGAUUGUCAAUAGACUCAGGAUAGAAAACCUGGAUUUUGAAAUUGGGCUCCACGUGACAACGAGCUCCCAGGGCAUUUCUCCUACAUCUGUGUCACUGUCUUGAAGCUCUGAACAGUGUGAUGUAAAUGGCAACUGAAAGCAUCUUAUUUAUAUGUAUAUGUAAUUUAUAUAAAAUAUAUAGAAAUUAUUAUAUAUAUAUAUAUAUAUUAUCCACCAACAUAAUAUAUAUAUAUAUAUAUAUAUGUACACACACACACACACAAAACCUGGACUAGAAAACCCUUUAGGGACUUUACUGACGGUACUGAAGGAUCUCUUAACUUUCCGACACCCAAAGUCAUUGAUAGAAAAUGGUACAAAACACGGUGGAUGCUCCGUGUGCUCAUCCAUCCUCCUGAGAGCCAAGCUUUGUUGUCUCUUCCGCAGGCGGGGGUGGGGUCAGGCUGACCCCCACCAGACUUGUUUGCAUGGAAGUUUCCUUUUGUUUGUUUUCGGCUGCUCUAAAACCAAAACCACAUCGUGCUCCUUGCUGUAUCCGCUUUUUCACGAUUUCGGACGUCACCUUUGCUAACUGAGCAUCUCGUUGUACAAUGUUGUGAGGCCAGUAUAAGGCCAGGCCCUGGGGGCCGAUGUUUAGCUGCCAAUGACUCAGAAGGCUCCCAGGGGCUCGUGGGGGUGAGAUAAUGGAGCAGGGAGCUGUUCUUUCCCCUUUUGUACUGGGGCAGUGAAGAAGUAGCUCUGACUAUUUAGGACCUGAAAGGUUCAACACUCCACUAAGCCUUUAUUCCACCCCCUCACCAGCAGCUGCUUAGCUUACUGUUACUUUGGGAGGAAAGUAGACUCAAAUUGGGCACAUUUGAGCUGCAGAGCUACAUCCAUGUAAUAGUGAGAAAUCAAGCCUCCUUGCUUUUCCCCAGGGCAUACGCCCACAACUGCCGUCAGCGGCAGCAACAGCAGCAGAAGCCCUUUCCUGAUAGGCCUGACCAGAGCAAAACAAAAAGCACAGACAGGGCUCUAUCCCUAUUCUCCCCCUAAAGGCCAGGUGCCUGGCUAAGGUAGGUAACCUUGCCAUGUCUUACUCUUACCCACUGUGGACUGGUGAUACAGGGAAGAUGUGGGAGUGUCUGGGCCCCAGAGCUGGUGCACUGUACCCUACUUUCCUGGCCCAUGGCAGCUGGAACACUGUAAAUACCCCCCCCCCCCCCCAGUACUUAAGACAGUUAGGAACUCCUAGCCAAAUUUCGGAAACAUAUUAAACUGUUAUUCUACCAGCAACAUAGACUAGCUGUCCAAGGCUGGGGUGCCAGGGGAAAGGAAUAGCAGCUUUGCCUGGGCACUGUACUGGGGCCGGGGAAGGGAGGGGUUAGCAUAGAAAGGCAGCUUCUUUGCUGCGACCUACAGUGAAUUUUCUGGGCACAGCUUGCUCCCUCCCAGAGAAGAAAGGCAAAGACUAAAAGUAACCUUGACAUGAGUUGGUUUACCACUGUUCCUUCCAAGGAGACGUAUAUUUUUUAAUAAACAAUAGUUGGCAAUGAA
Molecule: messenger RNA, 3145 nt
Organism: Vombatus ursinus (common wombat)
Lineage: Eukaryota; Metazoa; Chordata; Mammalia; Diprotodontia; Vombatidae
Gene: DLG3
Product: discs large MAGUK scaffold protein 3
Exons: 12
Coding region: 118-1299 (393 amino acids)
Biological process (GO): chemical synaptic transmission
Cellular component (GO): neuron projection; neuromuscular junction; postsynaptic density membrane
Molecular function (GO): protein binding
Source: RefSeq, a predicted model, not a curated record